GGAAGUCCCUGGCUGGCCUCCAGUAAAGGAGGAGCUCGGCGAGCAGGAAGAGGUCGGAUAAUCCCGUCAUUGCUACCGGAGCUUCACCCCCAACCUCCUCCUCCCCCCCCCGCACCACCCCGGAUUCCCCGCACCGGAUCCUCCGAACUCCGGCCAGGCAUGCCGCCUGCACUCCUCGUCCUGAUCCCGGCUCUGAUCACCGUGCUACCGGCUGUCCUCUCCUCCAACACCGAGCCUGGUCUUCCUGCCCCAAGCAAUGUCCACAUUGACUCCUACAACAUGAAGCACAUUGUGAGGUGGGAUCCGGUAGAAGUGAAGGAUGAGUCAAUGCCCGUAAUGUACAGUGUGAGAUUUGAACUGGAUGGUCAGUCCACAAGAAUGUCUGAACAGAAUGACAAAUCUUUUGUGAGUUACAUGGAUUUCCGUGAAUUGUGCGUAAACAUCACAGAGACAGAGUGUGACUUCACAGAGAAAAUUGAGUCCUUCUGGAGGGGAAGAAUGAAGGUCCGGGCGGAGUUGGGAUCAAGAAGAUCGGAAUGGGUUGUAUUGCCGAAUUUCCAACCAAGUAAAAACACAAUCAUAGGACCCGUGAAGUCACUUGGUCUGAAUUCCCAUUCAGGAAAUUUGGCUGUGGAUUUUUCACCUCCUUUCUCACCAAUUCCCGAUGUAUUGGUAAUAUACUAUAACCUGUCUUACUGGAAGGAAGAUUCAGAGGAGAAGAAGACAGUUGACCUCCAUUCUUCCAUGACCUACGUAUUGGACAAUCUAGAGCGCAAUACGAAUUACUGUGUACAGGUGUAUGCUUAUACACGUUCUAUAAAAGGUCUGAUGAGCGACUCUGUGUGUGAAAAAACUGUUACAGAUUACACUCUUACUGUGGUGCUGGUGUGUGCAUUCGGUGUUGUACUCAUUUUUGUUGUAAUCAGCUUGUCGGUCAUCCCCGACAAACCUCUUCACAAGGCUCUAUCUGGGAUCAAGGAUUGGCUUGAUGGCCCUUAUAGGAUUCCCCCCCACGUAAUAAAUUACUUGGUGGAAAACCCUUCUCCCUUGGUCCACGAGGAAUCUACUCGGCACAUACUUGAAGAACAACAAUGUGAUCACAUAUCUAUCGUAGAAAUGGACCUCUAUCAGGAUGAUCAUGAAGAAAUGCCUCCUGAUCACAGCCAAUCGGAUUCAGAGAAUACCUGAGCGCUCCGUAGAGGGAUAUUAGUAAAUGGAACAAUCAAUUUACAAACCUGGAGCCUCAUGCUGAACAUACAGAGUAUGGACUACAGAGGAUGUACUCCCGGAGCGCUGCUACAGACGCAAUCAGGACAAGCGGAUCUUUACCUUGUACACCAUGCAGGCCGGGUGUACAAAGGAUUCAUAGGCCUCAUCCUGGGAAUCUGAUAUUCUGUAGGGGCAGCCGGCUGCUUCCCGUCUUAUUGUCUUCCUAUUUUUUUUCAGCAAGGAAAAGAUGUAAAGCUAAUCAAUGAUUUGCACUAUGCUCCUCAAUUUUCACGGGUUUUCAUAUGAACGUGGCGGAUCCUCAGUCCUGGACCUUCCGAUGGGGGUUCAUGUGACAUGCAGACAUAAAGUGUUGAAUAAAGCUUUACUAAAGAACUCCAUCCAAACAGAUAAGCGCAAAGGUGAAAAGGUGCAGCGUGGCUUGGGUGUGACUUAGACAUCUGCAGAAUGAACAAAAAAUGUUUUGUUUUUGAUUCAUUAUUUACAUAAAUUUGCUUGGUUAAAUUUGUUUAAUUUGUUUUCAAAAUGU
This is a messenger RNA of Rana temporaria (common frog), 1756 nucleotides long. It is a transcript of the gene IFNGR2, whose product is annotated as interferon gamma receptor 2. Lineage: Eukaryota; Metazoa; Chordata; Amphibia; Anura; Ranidae. Gene Ontology annotation, molecular function: protein binding. The record is from RefSeq and is a predicted model, not a curated record. The coding region runs from base 160 to 1188 and encodes 342 amino acids. The transcript has 8 exons.